This is a messenger RNA of Stegastes partitus (bicolor damselfish), 2343 nucleotides long. RefSeq names its product hyaluronidase 2a (gene hyal2a). The record is from RefSeq and is a predicted model, not a curated record. Gene Ontology annotation, cellular component: cytoplasmic vesicle. Gene Ontology annotation, molecular function: hyaluronoglucuronidase activity; hyalurononglucosaminidase activity. The coding region runs from base 238 to 1650 and encodes 470 amino acids. Gene Ontology annotation, biological process: carbohydrate metabolic process; hyaluronan catabolic process. The transcript has 4 exons. NCBI's taxonomy places the organism in Eukaryota, Metazoa, Chordata, Actinopteri, Pomacentridae.
CGGCUCGCUUCUGUCGGCUCAGCCCGCUCCAGGACCCACGCAUGCUGCUGGAAGCUCGUCAUUUUCUAACUUUGAAGUAUUUUUAAUUUUAUAUUUUUAAAUUUCUUCUAUUUGUUUUAAGGCAGCGCACAAAGAGAAAGACGCGGCUUGAAGUUUGCUGGUUGUUGGGAAUGCGUCUCCAGCUGCCAGGAAAGAGCAGAGAGCGACAGGCCUUUCCGUCCAGCCACAUCUGAAGACAUGUUGUGCUGGACUCUGCCAGACUGGAAAGUACUGCUGCUGAUUGUUCUGCUGUGGGACGGAGUCUGGGCCGAGGGACUGAAACCCACGAGAUGGCCGCUGUAUUCCCGAAACCCUCUGCUCCUCGCGUGGAACGCCCCGACUGAAGACUGUGCCCCGCGGCAUGGCAUUCAUUUUCAGCUGGACCAGUUCCAGAUCGUGGCCUCACCCAAUGAGGGCUUUGUUAGACAAAAUCUGACCAUUUUCUACAAGGACCGCCUGGGCCUGUACCCCUACUUUGAGUCAGAUGAGACGCCGGUGAACGGGGGGCUGCCUCAGGUGGCCAGCCUCACGCAGCACCUGGAGAAGAUGCCAGAAGGUGUUCGCAGGUAUAUCCGUGAACCAGAGGCCAGAGGCUUAGCUGUCAUUGACUGGGAGGAGUGGCGCCCCCUCUGGAUACGCAACUGGGACAACAAAGAUAUUUAUCGCAGGCACUCUAGUGAGCUGGUGCGCCAGAAGAACCCGACCUGGCCCCCGGAGCAGGUGGGCAAAGUGGCCCAGCAGGAGUUUGAGAUGUCUGCCAGGAGGUUCAUGCUGGAGACGCUGAGGCACGCCAAGAACCUGAGGCCCAACCAGCUGUGGGGCUUCUACCUGUUCCCCGACUGCUACAACCACGACUACCGGCACACCCUGGAGAGCUACACGGGCCGCUGCCCGGAUGUGGAGGUGUCCCGCAACGAGAGGCUCAACUGGCUGUGGACCGAGAGCACUGCCCUCUUCCCCUCCAUCUACAUGAGCACGGUGCUGCAGUCCUCGCCGUCCGGACGCCAGUUCGUACGGAACCGCGUGAAGGAGGGGAUGCGGCUGGCUUCGUCGGGCACCGGGUUGGCACGUCCGGUCUUUGUGUACACCCGGCCCACCUACGCCAACUCCAUGGAGCUGCUGACAGAGACUGACCUGGUUUCCACCAUCGGGGAGAGCGUGGCGUUGGGAGCUGCUGGGAUCAUCCUGUGGGGAGAAGCAACCUACGCCAGCAGCAGGGCGAGCUGCUCUGACCUGGACUCGUAUCUCCGGGGCACGCUGAGCCGGUACCUCCUCAACGUCUCCACGGCAGCAGAGCUAUGCAGCCAGACCCUGUGUGGUUCCCACGGCCGCUGUCUGCGCAGAAACCCAGACAGUGACGUCUACCUGCACCUGAGCCCCGUCUCCCACAGCAUCGUGGAGCGAGGCGGCAAGCUGGCGGUCGCCGGCGAGCUCAGCGACGAGGACAAGGCCAGGCUUCAGGCGGAGUUUCAGUGCCAGUACUACCGGCGCUCCUCUGAGGAGGGGAGCUACAACCAGACGGACCCGGUGCACCAGAGGGGGACGGCGGCUCGGACCACAGCGUCCCGGUGUGUGAUGCUGCUGCUGCUGGUGCUCCUGCUCCUCUGCUGAUGCAGCAGCUGGAGAGAUGAGGAGUUUAAUGGAGAGAGGAGUGUCAUUUAGGUCUGUCUUCUUCAGUUGCUGUAAAAUAUGGAUGACACAAAGUGAAUUUUUUUUAAAGAAACACUGUGGAAAUUGCAAAGUAGUAUUUGUUUAUAGCUCUUAAUCCUUUUGUAAACGGCGGAGGGCUCGCUGGAAGUGACCUUGUUUACAUUUUGCUCUCAGUCACUGUUUCCCAAAGUGUCAGAUUCCAUGUUUCUCACAGUGAGGAUGCUUCUGUGGUCGACGUGAUGAGUGGGUCGGUGCACGCCGUCGCUGCCAAGUGGCGAAAGUGGAAAUGAUGCACUUAAAUCUGUUCAUAGCACAAUAUAGCCGAAGUGCCUGAUCUCUCUUCAACGUGACCUCUCCGACAUCUGAUUUUUAUAUGGAGGCAAUUACAGUAUUACUAUUUAUUUGAAUGUAUUUGUAGGUGUUUUCUAUGAUAUUUUCUUAUUUUUAUGUCCAAAAAAAAAUGACUACUAGUUUUCUCUUAAGACGUGUUUUUUUUUCCCAUUUAAGCUGCACAUGUUGCAGCUGUCUGACUUCAUAGUGUCAACAUCCAGUUUUGGACUUUGUAUGUUCAGUGAUUUCGUGACAUUAACGCCUCUCGUAUGCAAACAUUUGCUGUUUUCUGAACGUGGACAGUAAAUAAACUCCUUUGUUGAG